UUAAUCUAAUCCUUGCCUUACCGGGGUUCAAUUAUGUUAGAUAUAAGCAAAAACAAGGUUUUUGUGUGGAUAAAGGUUGUAUUGUGUAAUAGUGAGAUUAUGAGGCGUUUAUAUUUUGGGUUUUACGGUAGUUAACGGGGAGGAGCUGAACUUUCACAUCGGGAAGUUUAUAUUCACAUGUGGACGGUGUUUGUGUGUGUGUGUGUGUGUUUUAACACACAUCUAAUAACUGAUCAAACAUCAUGUCAUCAAGCAAGAAAGGCAAAGGGAAAAAGAGGCUGAGUGAAGGAGAAGGAGACAGAUCCGGGUCAAUCUGUGAUGAACCCGAUUCAUGUGUCUCGAGCGGCGGAUUAUCGGUUACAGAUUUCAUAGAGAGAGCGGAAGAUAAAGCCCCUCAGCGAUGGCGUUCAUAUCUGGCUCAGAUGAGUGUGAACACCAUGAAGACUCUGAACAUCUGUAUCGGACGUCCUAUCCUGAUCUCCAGCAGCGCGGGACAGCAGGAGGUGUGUGUGGCGUGGCCAACAUCUCAGUUCCCCGGCAGGCGUGUUGGUCUGCAGUCCAGCGUUCAGUCGAGUCUGAGAGUGAAGUCUGGAGAUCAUGUGACCCUGCAGCCCAUCACUGGAGCUGUGCUACAGGCUGAACACGUCCAGCUGAGCUUCAGUCCUGAAGACGGAGUGCUGAACACCGAAGAAUUCAGGAAUUAUCUUCUCCGGACUUUGGAUAGUCGUGUUCUGCUUCCGGGCGGCCGUGUAUCGGUGUCUUAUUUUGGGCGUAACUGUGUGAUCGGAGUGGAUUCGGUACGGGGUGUCGACGGAGAGACUCAGACAUCAGUGUCAGACGGAGCCGCUCUUGAUCUGUCGUCACAGCUAGAACAGCUCUCCAUCCAGCACAGUACACCAAACAGAUCACAUGACCCUUCACCCCUGACCUCUCAGCCUCCUUCGACACCCUGUAAACUGAGCAACCCUGUUCUCAGUCCGUCUGACCCUUCCUUCACCGACAGUCCUUUGCGUCUGUCUCCCCCUGCUGGACGCACAUCGACGGACACAUUCUAUACCGUCUGCAGCUCCACCACGCUGAGCAUCUCUGAGCCCGCCGAGCAGGAUGAGGGCGACGAAAGGUCAAAGGUUACGUACAGUAUGAUCGGCGGGCUCAGUGGUCAGCUGCAGGUCAUCAGGGAGACCAUCGAACUGCCGCUCAAACACCCCGAACUCUUCAAAAACUAUGGAAUCCCGCCUCCUCGAGGUGUGCUGCUGUAUGGGCCGCCCGGCACAGGGAAGACCCUGAUUGGACGAGCAGUAGCCAAUGAAGUGGGAGCUCACAUGAGCGUGAUCAACGGCCCCGAGAUCAUGAGCAAGUUUUAUGGAGAGACUGAAGCCAGACUGAGGCAGAUCUUCACAGAGGCCUCACAGAGGCAGCCUGCCAUCAUCUUCAUUGAUGAGUUAGAUGCUCUGUGUCCAAAAAGAGAAGGAGCACAGAAUGAGGUGGAGAAGCGGGUCGUCGCCACACUCCUCACACUCAUGGACGGGAUCGGAUCGGAGGGUCACAGCGGUCAGCUGCUGGUUUUGGGAGCCACAAAUCGUCCUCAUGCGCUGGAUCCCGCCCUGCGGCGGCCUGGACGCUUCGAUAAGGAGCUGGAGAUCGGCGUUCCUGACGCGAACGGCCGGAUGGAUAUCUUACAGAAGCAGCUGCGCUCCAUGCCAUGUGACGUCAGCGACGACGAGCUGCAGGAACUAGCCGAUGCGGCGCAUGGAUACGUGGGCGCUGAUCUCGCCGCCGUCUGCAAGGAAGCUGGUCUUCACGCACUGAGGAGGGUUUUAGGAUCCAGACCUGCUCUCUCUGACGUCCAGGUGAUGAACAGUGUAAAGGUCACGACCUCUGACCUGAGGCUGGCAAUGACUGAGGUCAAACCCAGUGCGAUGAGAGAGGUGGCCAUCGACGUGCCAAAGGUGCGGUGGAGUGACAUCGGUGGGAUGGAGGAGGUGAAGCUGGCGCUGAAGCAGGCGGUCGAUUGGCCCCUGCGGCACCCCGAGGCCUUCAGCAGGUUGGGUAUAACGCCACCUAGAGGCGUCCUGCUGUAUGGACCUCCAGGAUGCUCCAAAACCAUGAUCGCCAAAGCCUUAGCCAACGAGAGCCAGCUCAACUUCCUGUCCAUCAAGGGUCCAGAGUUACUGAGUAAAUACGUGGGCGAAUCAGAGCGAGCGGUUCGAGAGGUUUUCCGGAAGGCCAGAACAGUUGCUCCGUCUAUCGUUUUCUUUGAUGAGAUCGACGCGUUAGCAGUGGCGAGAGGAAGUUCUCCUCACGCGGGCGGCGUCGGUGAUCGUGUGCUGGCUCAGCUGCUCACCGAGAUGGACGGAAUCGAACAACUAAAAGACGUCACGGUUCUUGCCGCAACCAACCGACCUGAUAUGAUUGACAAGGCUCUGAUGCGUCCGGGUCGUCUGGACCGGGUCAUAUUCGUCCCGCUGCCGGACGCAGACACUCGCAGGGAGAUUUUCACGCUGCAGUUUCGGAACAUGCCCGUCCAUCCCAGCGUGCACCUGGAGGACCUGGUGACCCGGACGGAGCGCUACUCAGGGGCAGAGAUCACAGCUGUGUGCAGAGAAGCGGCUCUACAGGCGCUGCAGGAGAACAUCGCAGCCGAUCAUGUGACCGCCGGACACUUCCACGCCGCGCUGGACGCCGUCAGACCACGAAUCCCACAGUCACUCUUACAGUCGUACAUCAACUACCAGCGGGAACACGGCGGCUCACGCGUCUGACAACAACUGCACAAAUACACAAUAAACACACAUUUGACUAAA
This is a messenger RNA of Megalobrama amblycephala (Wuchang bream), 2804 nucleotides long. RefSeq names its product spermatogenesis associated 5 (gene afg2a). The transcript is spliced from 16 exons. The coding region runs from base 243 to 2762 and encodes 839 amino acids. NCBI's taxonomy places the organism in Eukaryota, Metazoa, Chordata, Actinopteri, Cypriniformes, Xenocyprididae. The record is from RefSeq and is a predicted model, not a curated record. Gene Ontology annotation, molecular function: ATP hydrolysis activity; ATP binding. Gene Ontology annotation, cellular component: cytoplasm.